AUGACCGUCAGUAUCAAGACAGUUUGCGUACUGGCCUUGGGCUUGUUCCCAAUCGACGCAGUUGGUGGCCUUAUCAAUAUCAGAAACUCUCUUCAGCAACAGUUAGAGGAUGUUUGUAACCAAGACAAUCAUCCGUCGAUCACCGCUCUCGAUAAGCCUAAGUUUCAUUGGGACAACAAGGCCGACCGGCAUCCACGAGACUACGUCCUGAGAUUUUCGGCACCCUACGGCCGCAAGGUCGCAGGAUGGCAGCAAGACUUCUUUGACCCCGACAGUGACAACAGUCUAUCGCAUAAUGAUUACAAGAAAAAACCCCAGAUCGAGGGCACGAGGCUCGAUGCAGCAACAAUCAUCACUUUCUUUUAUCCCGUCGAAGACCGUAACACCCAACGUAAACCUCUGGAUUGGUACUACGACUCGUUUAAAAACCUAGCAGCGACGAAGGAACAAAUCAUCAUUUUUGUUCCGCCUGGGGAGAAGCCGAAGAUCGAGGCCAUCGCCAAUGAGGCGGGCAACAAAUACGUCCAGAUAGUGACAGAAUUUCCCACUCUCUGGGAUAUUCCCACCAACAUAGGCAAGGAAGCCAGCUUCACGGUCAAAGAACCACUACUAUUUGCCCAGUUUGACGGGUGGCAGAAAUGUUAUCCUGGCGCCAAGGAACCUCCGGAGUCUUUCUACGUCAAACCUCACUAUAUGGCCGCGUAUAACGCCAAGGCAUACCUCAUCAUCCUGUGGACUGACAGGCCUUAUGACGAGCACAACGUGGCUUGGGGCAUGUUCAUCGACCAAUUCCUGGACGAGAACAAGCUUGCGAGGGCGCUCGAGUUGACCGAAGAUACGGGGAUCGUCAUGGGAGAGUACGGCCUCCAUCGGCAGAAGGGACCCCGGGACAUCACGAACAAGUGUUGGUCGGACCCCAAGAAAUACCUGUGGGACUGUUUUUCCUUUGUUUUCAACACAGCAGUUGGCAGCUCUCUCGGCAUGCUGAACGUUGCCGUCCGGUUCAUGAAGACCGUCGAUGACAUGGACGCCAACGAUCUCUACACGGGUCGGGAGGAGUUCAUCCUGGCGUUCCUCGCGAUGCGCUACCCGAACACUAUCUUCUCGGUCCCUAGAGACUACGACGCUGCCCCGGGGGUAGAUUGGGCCAUGGGUCCGAACGGACAAAAAUCCACGUUCAAGUCAAAGCCGUACCCGCUACAGGUGGCUUUUUCGGGGUACGGAGGCUCUGCUCAAGUACCGCCGAUCAACGAUCCUAUACAGACGAUUUUCUGUCCCAAGGGCAGCAAAUAUGAAACGAAAAAUCCGAACUUGAAGGAAAAGGAGUCCAUUGUGAAGAAUGAUCCGGAAGCCGCUCAGAAGGCUCCGAUGGAAACGUAUCAGAGCCCGGAAUGA
Molecule: messenger RNA, 1395 nt
Organism: Anthostomella pinea
Lineage: Eukaryota; Fungi; Ascomycota; Sordariomycetes; Xylariales; Xylariaceae
Source: the annotation of a GenBank genome assembly